Molecule: messenger RNA, 717 nt
Organism: Fomitiporia mediterranea MF3/22
Lineage: Eukaryota; Fungi; Basidiomycota; Agaricomycetes; Hymenochaetales; Hymenochaetaceae
Exons: 7
Coding region: 1-717 (238 amino acids)
Source: RefSeq, a predicted model, not a curated record
AUGAUUGCUGCUGCGGAGAAUCUCUCAUUUAUCACUUACUUUGUCAAGGCUAUAAUGGGUCUUAUCUUGAAGGCUGCAAAGUUUCUGGGGAGACUUUUCGGAUUAAAAUCAAAGGUUGAACUUAACACUUCAUCCACAAGGCCCUCGACACCGUCGAAAACCUCAUAUGUUCUCCUGGACGGAGAUCCUGAAAAGGAGACGAGUCUUGUGAUUCGUAAGGGAGCAGGCACGAACGAGAGAGAAUUUGCAACAUGGAUGAAAAAGAACGUGCCUCAUAUCAAAUGGAGGAUAGUGUAUGAAGACACCGAAGAACCCAAAAAAAUGAAACUCUAUGUAUGGGAAAGCUGUCUCGAACCAUUUAUCGACUUUUUCUUCGGGGAGGCUCUCGAAAAGAUGAAGGCACUUACACAACCGAAAGAAGCACCCCUGACGUACGAAGUUGUCGAGCUCGUGGUCUUUGCGAAGAAAGAAGGUUAUGAAGUGGAGUGCUUUGCUUACACGCACAAAUUACCCUACGAUUUUCAAUACACAAUCAAAGGCCCGGAUGGAUACAAAUUUGAGUCUGAAGCGACAUUUUGGGAACCAGGCUGCUGGAGAGAUGCUGCAGAACAACUCGGAAGGGAAACGGAGGACCUGCGCGGACUAAAGAGGAAGCACCGUACAAACCAGAGAGAAUACAGUAAGGACCUCAAUUUUGUACAAAACGAGAUACUGUAG